Cryptomeria japonica (Japanese cedar) is the source of this 721-nucleotide messenger RNA. Its product is annotated as citrate-binding protein-like. The record is from RefSeq and is a predicted model, not a curated record. The coding region runs from base 1 to 660 and encodes 219 amino acids. NCBI's taxonomy places the organism in Eukaryota, Viridiplantae, Streptophyta, Pinopsida, Cupressales, Cupressaceae. The transcript is spliced from 2 exons.
AUGGAGAAGAGUAUAUUUGCUAGCUCGAUCUUUAUCAGCUGCUUCAUUUUACUGCAAUUGCGGGGCUCGAUUGCAGCUCUCACAGACGGUUUCACAGCACAAGACUUCACCUUUAAGGUUCAAAAACCAUACGAUAAAAGUGUAGAUCAACGCUACACCUUCAUCAAUGGCGUCCACACUAUGUGGGUCUUCAGCAAUGAUAAACCCGCCUCACCCAACACCAAUACUAAGCCCCGCACGGAAAUGCGUUUGCAAGCCAAGGGCGGCGAUUAUACGUCAGGGGUUUGGCAAUUCGAAGGGGAUAUGUAUGUGCCGUCUGGAAGCACGGGCGUAGCGGUGAUGCAAGUCAUGGGUGGGGUUAACGGAGGCUCUGCGGCUCUGCAAAUUAGGGUUUACGAUGGGGCGUUGAAACAGUAUGGCUCUACUGCUCCCACUCCUUUUGGUCCCGCCAAUGUGUACAAUUGGUGGAUUCAUGUUAAUGUUAUUCAUGAUGCUGACAAAAAGCACAUUCAAGUCUAUUUCGACGGAAAACUCAGCUUGGACGCCCCAAACCCUGGCACUGGAAGCCAUUAUUUUAAAUGCGGCGUUUAUGAACAGAACAAUCCGAGUCAGAGAAUGGAGUCGCGGUGGAGAAAUAUUAAGAUCUGGAAGCGUAAUUAGCUUCUGUGUUUGCAAAUCUUUAUAAAUAAUGUAGCCAUUUCCCAUAUUGCCAUGCAAUCAA